AUGUUAUCACCUCCCCCCUCCCCCCUCCCCCCUGACUCCCCACUGGCAUUAAAGGUCUUUGAAGAGGAUGUGUGCCAGCUCUUUCAGGGACAAAAGACAAGGAAAGCAUCAGGCCCAGACGGGGUGUCACCCUCCUGUCUGAAAGCCUGUGCAGAUCAGCUGGCCCCCAACUUCACACGGAUCUUCAACAGAUCUCUGGAGCUGUGUGAAGUCCCUUCCUGCUUCAAACGCUCCACCAUCAUCCCAGUCCCUAAGAAACAUUGCAUCACUGGACUGAAUGACUACAGGCCCGUCGCCCUGAUGUCUGUGGUCAUGAAAUCCUUUGAAAGACUGGUGUUGACUCAUCUGAAGGGCAUCACAGGCCCCCUGCUGGACCACUUGCAGUUUGCUUACCGGGGCAACAGGUCAGUGGAGGAUGCUGUCAAAAUGGGGCUGCACUUCAUCCUGCAACACCUCGACUCCCCAGGGACCUAUGCAAGGAUGCUGUUUGUGGACUUCAGCUCGGCGUUUAACACCAUCAUCCCAGAAGUCCUCCUCACCAAACUCAUCCAGCUCACUGUGCCUGUCUCCACCCGUCAGUGGAUCAAAAACUUCCUGACAGACAGGAAGCAGCAGGUGAGGCUGGGUAAAACAACAUCCAGCACCCGGUCAGUCAGUACUGAUGCACCUCAGGGAUGCGUGCUCUCCCCACUGCUCUUCUCUCUCUACACAAGCGACUGCACCUCAGGAGAACCAUCUGUUAAAAUCCUUAAAUUUGCAGACGACACUUCAGUCAUCGGCCUCAUCAGGGAUAAUGAUGAGUCUGCAUACAGGCAGGAAGUUGAACAACUGGCCCUGUGGUGCGGUCGAAACAACCUAGAGCUGAACACGCUCAAAACCGUGGAGAUGACAGUGGACUUCAGGAGGAGCCCCCCAGCACUGCACCCCAUCACCAUACUCAACAGUACUGUGUUGGCUGUGGAAUCGUUCAGGUUUCUGGGAUCCACAAUCUCCCGGGACCUCCAGUGGGAACCCAAAAUAAAUAAAAUCAUCAAGAAGGCCCAGCAGAGGUUGUACAACCUGCCUCAGGAGCUGCUGAUCCUGUUUUAUACUGCUGUCAUCGAGUCUGUUCUCUGCACAUCAAUAACUGUCUGGUUUGGAUCGGCCACCGAAUUGGAUAAGAACAGAAUCUCACGUACAGUCAGGUCUGCAGGAAAGAUCAUCGGUGCCAACCUGCCCACCAUCCAGGACCUGUACACCUCCAGAGUCAGGAAACGGGCAGGAAAGAUCACGGCAGAUCCAUCUCACCCUGUCACUUCCUCAGACCUGAAAACUUACAGUGUCAGCAACAUCUGGAGGAAAUCCAUUUCUGACAACUGGGACCAACCAAACAACUUGGAGGAUUCAGCUGCAUGGACGACCAGCAAUACUCCACAACCCUGGAAAACAAAAUAUAAGGGACGGGCCAAUCUGCACACGUUUGAGGACUGGUGCGGCAAAUCUAUAGCUGAGCUCCGCAAGAACCCGCACUACCCGCUGUAUCCUCACUCCAGAAGUACAGUACUGAAGCUGGCCGUCAUUCCUAAGUGGACUAACUAUGGACUCAGGAUAUUUGGCUAUCUGCAUCCAUAUACUGACGGAGAGUUUGUUUUUGCUUUGAGCUCUCAAGACAACUCUGAGUUGUGGCUAAGCACAGACGACUCCCCCCUCAAUUUGGAGCUACUGGGAUGGGUUGGAAAGACUGGCACAGAGUGGACCGCCCCUGGCGAGUUUGAGAAAUAUGUUAGUCAGAUAUCCAGACCAGUGAGGCUUUCUGCAGAGAGGAAGUACUUUUUUGAACUUCUCCACCAGCCGGACCAUGAAGGGACAGACCAUGUGGAGGUGGCUUGGCAGCUCCAGGGUGAAGGCUCCAGAUUCACGGUUAUUGAAUCCAAGCACAUCUCUCUCUAUGUUGAUGAGUCUGCUAUGGUAGCGGGUGAUGUUGAACACAUACCCCAGACGGCUGCAAGCCACUCCAACACGAAACAAAGCAGCUCUACAGUUGACAUGCUGAGGGAAGACCCACGAGACGUUCUCUUCCAUGUGCCUCUGAUAAACAGCAAGUUCCUACAAGAUGUUUUGCCCGACUGCGAGUACAAACCCAGCUACACAUACAAAGAUUCUCAUCUGGGCCGCUAUCAAGGACUAAAUUAUGUCAAAUCGUCCUUCAUCUACCCUAAUGACCAUACCCGACUCACACAAAUGGAGUCCGAGAAAAGCUGCUUCUACCAAGCCAACAUCUUGGAAAACUCCUACAUGAAUCUAGACAGUCCUGACCUGCACACAGACAGAAAUCAGAGCCUGAUGGGGGAGAAAUCGGGAGACUACUAUGAAACAGAUGAUGAGACUUUUGCUGAGAAAUUCCGGCAGGUAAAGAAUGAUGUCAACCAGCACUGGAGGCAGACCUUCCAGAUCAACAACGUGGACUAUCGGGCACAUAAUUCAGAUGCAAUGGAAAUGAGUUGCAAUAUUGCUGGCAGUCUGCUUAUCAACUCCAAUGAUGUUCUGCCAGUGGUCAAGGAUUUCAUGGACAAACUCAACAAAGAACAUGAAGGGCAGUUCACGUUGGUGCAAGUUGUUAACGUGGUGAAGCGUGUGGACCAUGCCAAAGGAAUCCGCUACCUCCUGGAGCUGCUGCUGAAGGACAUGAAGGGCCAAAUGCUGCGUCUGUCACAAUACGUCUACGCUAUGACUAGCCAACCUGAGCCGGUGCUGUGUAACCCAGUGGCCUUCAGCUGGAAUCCUCUUGCCACCGUCCACAUCAUAGUUCCAGUGAAAAACCAGGCUCGGUGGGUGCACAAGCUGAUUACUGAAAUGGAGAAAGUGUUCAGAGAAUCUGGAGACACCAACUUCAACCUCAUUGUCACUGACUACGACAGCUCUGACAUGGACGUGGAGAAGGCUCUAAAGAAGUCGUCACUCCACAGGUACCAGUAUCUGAAGCUGAGAGGAAACUUCCAGCGCUCUGCUGGUCUGCAAGCAGGAAUUGACCUUAUAAAAGAUCAACACAGCAUAGUGUUUCUUUGUGACCUCCACCUCCAAUUCCCUACCUCCAUAAUCGACAGCAUCAGGAAACACUCUGUGGAGGGACACAUGGCCUUUGCUCCCAUAGUCUUGAGACUGGACUGUGGGUCAUCACCACUGGAGGCCAGAGGUUUCUGGGAGGUGCAAGGCUUCGGCCUGCUUGGAAUCUAUAAGUCUGAUCUGGAUGCAGUGGGAGGAAUGAACACCAGAGAAUUUACAGACCGCUGGGGAGGGGAAGACUGGGAGCUACUCGAUAGGAUCAUUAAGUCAAAACUGGAAGUGGAUAGGAUCUACUUGAGGAACUUCUUCCACUACUUUCACUCCAAACGUGGCAUGUGGAGCGAGCAGCUUUAG
This is a messenger RNA of Limanda limanda (common dab), 3396 nucleotides long. Its product is annotated as beta-1,4-N-acetylgalactosaminyltransferase 3-like. NCBI's taxonomy places the organism in Eukaryota, Metazoa, Chordata, Actinopteri, Pleuronectiformes, Pleuronectidae. The transcript is spliced from 21 exons. Bases 1 to 3396 code for a protein of 1131 amino acids. Gene Ontology annotation, molecular function: acetylgalactosaminyltransferase activity; methyltransferase activity; 2-oxoglutarate-dependent dioxygenase activity. The record is from RefSeq and is a predicted model, not a curated record. Gene Ontology annotation, cellular component: Golgi cisterna membrane.